Macrosteles quadrilineatus (aster leafhopper) is the source of this 1894-nucleotide messenger RNA. RefSeq names its product phosphatidylinositol N-acetylglucosaminyltransferase subunit Q (gene PIG-Q). The transcript has 6 exons. Bases 242 to 1789 code for a protein of 515 amino acids. NCBI's taxonomy places the organism in Eukaryota, Metazoa, Arthropoda, Insecta, Hemiptera, Cicadellidae. The record is from RefSeq and is a predicted model, not a curated record. Gene Ontology annotation, biological process: GPI anchor biosynthetic process. Gene Ontology annotation, cellular component: membrane; endoplasmic reticulum.
AACCUAAACCUAACCUAAAUAGUAAAUUUUUAUUUAUAAUCUGAUUGUUGUGGUUUGGUUGGUUAGAUUAGAUUCGCAAAAGGUGGAAAAUUCCUUUUUUAUCACAUUUUACUCUUUGCUAUGAAGAGAAGAAACAUGGCUUUGUAAUUUAUUUAAUUAUUUUAGAUUGGUAAUCAACUUAGGCUAUAAUUUGUAGAGAAAGGAAAGUUAAUUUAUUGAUCAUAGGCCUAUCUAGUUACUUAUGCCUACUAAUAGUUACUCUGGUUAUCCUGUAGUGUUAUUUUAUCCAUCUAAUGCUGUUUGUGAUCAUGGUUUCUUGUGUGGCGAAGUAAUCCGUGACGAUUUAUUUAAAACCAAAAACUUUUUUAUUCAUGAAGUUGUUGAUACAAGCUCAGUUCCUGAAGAUGCAAUUGGGAUUGUUGGGAAUAUUUCACAAAAGAAAACAAAAAAUAAGAAAUCUGAUUGGAUAAGAUUAAAAAGCUUUGAAAAACUCCCUGUGUUAGAAGAAGUUAUUUGUAACAAUGUGAAUGUUGAGCGGGAAAACUGCCAGGUAGUUGUCUAUAAUCAGUGUAAUUUUCUACAGUCAGAGUUGCUGUUGCCAGAUUGUUACAGGCAGAGAGAAAGUGGAGCAGUUGAUGAUCAUUUUAAGCUUUUAAUCAUUUCCUUAAAACAUCGACAAUCUCUACAAAACCGUUCCGGUGGCUUGGCACCUCUCACAAAAAUUAGUUUAGUCACAUUAAUUGGUAUUUUAAAGCAUAUUGAUGAAUUUAUUACUGUUUUAUUUUGGCUAUUAAAGUGUUCUACCUUAGCUUUACACAUAUCUGCCUUUGUUAAAAAUGCAAUAAAAUACCUUGAAUUAAUUCACCAAAGAAAGAGCUUUACAACUCUGGUUAGCGGAAAUUAUAUCCUUGGGAUAGUUGCUGAUUGGUUUGGAGGAUUGCUUCUCAUUUACUGGCUCAUGAGUAUAGUUAAUGUCAAAGACAUAUUGCAAAUUUUGGCUGAUAAUUCCGAGGUUGUUCUCAUCUCUCUGAAGGACAUGGUACGCUACCUAAUGGGUAGUCCUGCAGAUCUCAAGCUAAACGGACCUCUAAACAAUGUACUCGGGAAAUUCUUUCUUUUCCAUGUCGACUUGUGGUGGGCAUUCCUAGGCUACUCAAGGCCAUUGCUUGAGCUGGGGUUACAAGCAUUUGUUUGCCUCGGAUGUCUUGGAUUAUCUUUCCAAAUUGCAAUCCUCGCUGACCUGCUUGCAAUUGCAAGUUUUCAUGUGUACAUCAUCUACGUGUAUGCUGCAAGGCUCUACCGAGCACAGCUAACUGGGUUGGUGUCGCUGUCUCGAGUUUUUCUAGGCCGUAAGCGCAACCCAGUGCCUGGACGGGUUGAUUCUUGUCCUUACACGACUGAGCAGCUACUCAUUGGAACGAUAUCAUUCACGGUUUUACUAUUUCUUCUGCCCACCACUCUGGUGUACUACGUUGUCUUCACAGCUAUCCGCCUGGUGUUGAUUGCUGCAGGAGGUGUCUUGACUGAGGCAAGAUUCAUACUUAGCUGUCUCCCACUCUACUCCACCCUGCUUUGGUUGUUCAACUCACCAGCAACUACGAGAUCAGUAAGACUCAGUCCCAAGAUUGUGAGAGGAAGUGAGUUUGUGCUUGUAGCCAGUCCUACGCAAGACUCGUGGUGGGAGACGGUGAAGGCUUGUAGAUCAGACAUCGUAACUCCUCCCUCCCCUCUACCCUGGGGCAGUCUGCUGUGGCAUCUGGCGACUGGUCGACUUGUGUACCCGGUGUGAUGGGCUCUGUUAUGUGUGUAACAUGAGAAAUAGACACUCACACUAGAAAGCGAAUGAGUAUUUUCACAAACCUCUGUAUAUAUAUAAGAAUAAAUAUUUUAUAAU